This is a messenger RNA of Contarinia nasturtii (swede midge), 2200 nucleotides long. RefSeq names its product angiotensin-converting enzyme-like. Gene Ontology annotation, molecular function: metallopeptidase activity; peptidyl-dipeptidase activity. The transcript has 12 exons. Lineage: Eukaryota; Metazoa; Arthropoda; Insecta; Diptera; Cecidomyiidae. Gene Ontology annotation, cellular component: plasma membrane. Gene Ontology annotation, biological process: proteolysis. Bases 172 to 2064 code for a protein of 630 amino acids. The record is from RefSeq and is a predicted model, not a curated record.
UGUUUAGUAAACUUCAUUUCUCUACAAACUUCUCAUCAGAUCAUAUUAUUGUGAAAUUUAGUUGCUUGGUGGCUUUUAUUCUAACCGUGUUGUUCAAUUUUAGUUGAAAUAGACGAUAAUAAUAAAUAACUACCACAACAAUUUAAUCAAUGCUUAUUUACUACGGGCAACAUGAAUUACGUCGUAGUGCUUGCUUGUUUAAUAUUUAAUGUGUUACAUUCGGUCCAAACUUUCGAUCAAAAUAUUGAGGAGGAAGAGAUUCGAGCAAGAGCAUUUUUGAAUAAUUUAAAUAAAGAACUCGUAGAAAAAUCAAACAAACUGGUCGUGGCAGAAUGGAAUUUUUCGUCAAAUGUUACAGAAGAGAAUGAACAAGCAAAGGCUGCAGUAGCUGCUGAAACUGCUGAAUUUCAUAAAGAACAAGCAAAAGAAUUGUUAAAAUUCGAUAACAAUGCAUUCAAAGACGAAGACUUGAAGAGACAAUUUAAAUUAUUAUCAAAGCUUGAAUAUGCGGUGCUUCCAGCUGACAAGUUUAAACAAUUGAAAAGUGCCAUUAGCUCUAUGGAAUCUAAUUAUGCAAAAGUACAUGUUUGUUCAUUUACAAAUAAAACAAAAUGUGAUUUGCAGUUGGAACCAGAACUAACUGAAAUCUUAAAAACCAGCAAAAAUCCGGAGGAACUUAAAUAUUAUUGGGAACAGUGGUAUGAUUUGGCUGGAACUCCAACGCGUAAAGAUUUCGACACAUAUUUGCAGCUGAAUAAGGAGGCAGCAAAUUUAAAUAAUUUUACAUCCGGCGCUGAAAUGUGGUUGAAUUAUUAUGAAGAUGAAACAUUUGAAGCACAAUUGGAGAAUAUUUUCAAAGAAAUUCGUCCGUUGUAUCAACAAUUACAUGCCUACGUUCGUCAUUCUUUGAAAAAAACAUAUGGCGAAGAGAUUGUUGAGGAUGGACUGAUUCCGAUGCAUUUGCUGGGAAAUAUGUGGGCACAAAGUUGGGAUAACAUUUACGAUGACACUGUUCCAUACCCCAGUAAACAAUCAACAGAUGUCACCAAGGAAAUGAUUGCCCAAAACUAUACCGCUUUGAAAAUGUUCAAAUUGGCUGAGGAGUUUUACGUGUCGUUGAAUAUGAGUGCAUUACCACAGUCAUUCUGGGAGCAAAGUAUUAUCGAAAAGCCAACGGAUGGAAGAGAAUUAGUUUGUCAUGCUUCAGCUUGGGAUUUCUACAAAAAUUCAGACGUUCGAAUCAAGAUGUGCACUGAAAUCAAUGGGGAGGCUCUUGCUACUGUCUUCCAUGAAAUGGGACACAUUUACUAUUUUUUGCAAUAUGAACAUCAACCAGUAUCUUAUCGUACAGGUGCCAAUCCAGGUUUUCAUGAGGCUAUAGGAGAUUUGUUUGCCUUAUCAGCGUCGACACCUAAACAUUUGCAAAAAAUCGGUCUUUUGAAAAAUUAUCAGCCUGACAACGAGACCAAGAUCAACGAACUUUACCGCGUGGCAUUGGAUAAGAUAGCAUUCCUGCCGUUUGCCUAUUCACUCGAUCAAUAUCGAUGGGCACUAUUUCGUGGAGAAGUCAAGUCAGACGAAUAUAAUUGUAAGUUUUGGCAGAUGCGUGAAACGGCAUCGGGCAUUAAACCUCCAGUACAACGAUACAAAGAAGAUUUCGAUCCACCAGCAAAAUAUCAUAUUUCAGCUGACGUCGAAUAUUUACGCUAUGUGAUAUCGUUCAUUUUGCAAUUCCAAUUCCAUAAAGGCGCUUGCACUUUGGCAGGAGAAUAUGAUCCAAAUAAUGCGAACAGCGCAUUGACCGAUUGUGAUAUAUAUGAAAGUACAAAAGCCGGAAAUGCCAUCAAGGAAAUGUUGUCAUUAGGACUAUCGAAAACUUGGCCAAAUGCGCUCGAAAUUGUUACCGGCCAAAGAACAAUGAGCGCAUCUGCUUUAAUAGAAUAUUUUAAACCUCUCCAAGAUUGGCUCGAGAAGAAGAACAAAGAAACUGGAGCUCAUAUUGGAUGGAAAUCGGAAUUUGAGUGCCUGUCAAAGCCUGAUGCGGAAAAGCCAAAUGGACCUUAAAUAUUAAUGAUUAACAUUUGUUUGUGUCUGUCAUAUUAUAAAAGGCUUGAUGUCGAAAGCAUUACAACAGUACUUAAACAUUUACAUUUUCAAUAAAUGAAUAAAGAAAGAUAAAAUCAUUCACAAUAAUAAGUUU